Molecule: messenger RNA, 1634 nt
Organism: Spodoptera exigua (beet armyworm)
Lineage: Eukaryota; Metazoa; Arthropoda; Insecta; Lepidoptera; Noctuidae
Source: the annotation of a GenBank genome assembly
AAUGCACUGAAUUUUAAAUUAACAACAUUAUAAUGUUUAUAUUAAAAACAAGGAAAUUAAUCAAUUCAUAAUCAGUAAAGGAAAUACUAUAUAAAAACAACGUAAUUUCACUAUUAACAGAAUACUAACAAACUGUCGUAGCAAUGACGUAGCGCACGUAGCCGCGCUACGCAUAAUAUUACCUAUUUCAGCGCACGCGCCGGUCAUCCACCAUUCAGUCAUUCACAGACCAUUGAAACACGUGUAAAAGAGACAAUCGAAUAAAAAAGUGACAGUGCAGUGCAACGAAUAAAGCUUUGAAACGUCAAAAUGAUGACGAUAAGCGAAAGUCAGUUUUCUUCAAAUAAAAUGUCGAGUAUCCACAAGAUCAACGACAGGAUCGUCCACAAGGAUAGCUUCAAUGACACCAAUAGUUCUUCGAGCGUUAACAGCACUCUCAUCACGAAGAGAGGAUUCAAGCCCUCCGACAUGUACGACCCUCAGAAGAAGGAGUUCCUCACAAACCUCAGUUAUAAGUUGUUCCCUGUAAGUUGGGAGGACAUGGAAAACAAGCCUAUUUUAAUAGGAGAGAAAGAGGUGGACCUGAACAAGAUCUUCACACCAGCGCCUGAUGCUGAAGAGCACAUCAUCAAGAAGGACCGCAAGUUUGAGAAAACAUUCGCAUCAUCAGCAUUCUACGUGCCAGGAGUGCACCCCACAGUGAAGGAGCAGAUGGACCUGGCGAGAGCCAUCUCCAAGUCCCUGAGUGACUCCAGCAACCACAUGAGCAGAGGACAGAGUAUGUACGUGAACAGGAAGAAGAGAUCGGUCAAGUGGGUGCAUGAAGGACGAGGUCGAAACACAUCGAACGCCUGCUCCACGCCGACGCCCGUUGCGAACCACGACACACCGUACCGCCCGCCAUCUAGUUUACGCAACCAGAAAACUUAUCCCAAAUCAGCGCUUAAACACUCCAGCAACUUGCCGAAAAUGGAGCCGUUCCCGAUCUCUCCUCCAACGAUCACAGUGCAGAAUAUUGAUGUACCUGUCCCAUUAGCACCUACUAAGUUAAAUGAUGUCUAUGCUUCACCAAAGAGCCCAAGAUUGCCACUAGUUUCUGGACCAAACUUCAACGUAGCGCCGCGUGGUUGGGGCGAGAUGAAAGACUAUUACCGGCCAGUCGUACUAGAUGGCGUUGGUGCGUCAAUACAGUACACAGAUUUUUAAAAUUAUUUAAUUACGUUUUUGUUAAAUAAUUUUAAGAACUAACUAUUUAAACAUAGAUAUGACACGUUUUUAUUUGAAUUUUGUAUAAAAUAUUAAUUUAAUCGUCUCUAUCUGAUAUCUUUGUGGGAUCUUAUUUAGAUUUUUAUUCUUUAAAUACUUACGUAUUUCGAAAAACUUAAAGCACGAUGACUUUCCAUUCUUUUUGUGCAGUUUUUAAAUGAAAUAUUAUAUAAAUUUACGAAUAAUAUUAAAACUAUCUACGUAAUAAGCAUUUUAAUAUAUCAUCUGUGGAUUAUGACUAGUUUUAGUUGUAUAUUUAAUGUACCUAGACUACAAUAUUUUAUAAACACACUUUCUUAGUCGAGUCCUAGUCAUAUUUAACAUAAUGAAAUAAUUAUUAAAUGUAAGUACUUAUAUGUAAUACUCAA